This is a messenger RNA of Pseudocercospora fijiensis CIRAD86, 2469 nucleotides long. RefSeq lists its product as uncharacterized. The record is from RefSeq and is a predicted model, not a curated record. Gene Ontology annotation, biological process: positive regulation of transcription by RNA polymerase II; DNA-templated transcription. The transcript is spliced from 2 exons. NCBI's taxonomy places the organism in Eukaryota, Fungi, Ascomycota, Dothideomycetes, Mycosphaerellales, Mycosphaerellaceae. Gene Ontology annotation, molecular function: DNA-binding transcription factor activity, RNA polymerase II-specific; sequence-specific DNA binding; zinc ion binding. The coding region runs from base 1 to 2469 and encodes 822 amino acids.
AUGGCCUCGCUACACGCCAUUCCCCCCGUCAACACUGCGCACGGCGCCUCUGGGAAGAAAGCCCGCAAGACACGAUGCGAUCCCGGCCUUCCACGCUGCACGCCGUGCGAACGAACCAACUCCAUCUGCGAAUAUUACGACUCCACCCGUGGCCACAAUGUGAACCGCAACUACGUCGUCUGGCUACAGCACAAAGUACGUGAGUUGGAGUCUGAGCUCGAGCGCGUGGAGAACGAUGAGGCCGAUGAUCCUGAGGCCAUGAUGCGUGCCGCGAGCGUGCGAGUCCACGACACGAAAGAAGGCAAAUACCUGGGCCCGUCCAGUGGAAUUGCCAUCACACGCCUGGUCAUGCAACUGGCCAAGCAGUUCACAGAUUCUAAGAGCAUCAAGGACAUCGUGUCGGAGCAGCGCGCGAGGCAGAUUAAAGAGCUGUAUGCCCAGGAGCAGGCAAAGCCUACGUCCAAAGUGUAUCCCUUGAUCAGCGAUGUGGCCGCGACCGACCUGCCAAAUCGUGCCCUCGCAGACUUGCUGGUGCAAUUGUACAAAUUGAAGGUCCAGCCUAUGUAUCCGGCAUUGCACGAGCCGACUUUGGAUCGCGAUAUCGAGCUCGUCUACUCGGCGCCCGAGCAGGCUUCGCCUUACCAGCAUUUUGUGUGCCGCAUGGUAAUAGCGAUCAGCUUACAGAAGAUGGACACACAAUACGCAGGUCUGGCAGAUAGUUACUAUCUGGCAGCUCUAAAGUUCAUGGAGCGCGUGGUGAAGCCGAUGGACUUGCAAACGCUGCAGUGUUUUGCUCUCAUGGCCGAAUAUUCUCUUCUAACCCCUACGCGCACCGCCAUAUUCUACGUCGUCGGCAUAGCUGUGCGUUUGUUGCAAGCGUUAGGCCUGAACGAAGAGAAGACAAUCACAAGAGGACAACGAGACGGCACUAUCAAUUACCUGGAAAUCGACAUGCGGCGGAGAGUCUUCUGGAGCAUAAUGGUGAUGGAGUAUGGCUUGUCACAUUCUAUAGGUCGUCCUUCCAUGCUUGCCACCAGCCAGGACCAUAUUGAUGUUGGCUGGUUCGAGACUUGCGACGACAAAUACAUCACACCAGAAGGUAUCGACCCUGGAGCACCUCGGCCUACCUUGAAAAAGUGGGUGGCCAUACACUUUUACAAAAUGCGAUUACUUCAACUGGAAAUUCGGCGGAAGCUGUAUCAAUGUAAGCGAACGGAGCCGAAAGACGACAGCGACCCUUGGUUCAUCCGGAUGGAAGCCAAACUCACUGCCUGGAGAGAUGCUGCGCCUUCACAGGACGAGGGCAUUGGGCUUGACAAGAUCUGGUUUAUUGGCCGGUACAAUACGAUGAUUGUCUUCUUAUACAGACCAUCACCACAGGUACCCAGACCGUCUCUUGAUGCGGCCUUGAAGUGCUACGAUGCAUGCGAGUACAACAUCUACAUGCAAAAAGAACAGAUCAUCAAGCGAAACGUUGACCUCACCUGGAUCUUCACACAAUCACUUUUCAUGGCUAUCAACACGAUGCUGUGGACACUGAGCUACGUCGAGGUCCGGCGCAAGUACAAACGCGAAGCAGUUGAGAAGCAUCUUGAUGUCGCUAUGGAUGCCAUUCAGAUGGCGUCUGAGCGAUGGCCUGGCGUGGCAUCGGCCGUGCAGCUGUACCAGAAUCUCAUCACCGCCAUCAUGAAAAUUUACGAGAAGGAAGGCGACAUUCCAAUCUCUGCCUGCACACCUUCAGAUGCAAAUUCACCGGGAUCAAUGUUUCCAGACGCGCACAACCGCUCCCAGGCGACGUCUCCUGCGACGGUUAGCACUCAGUCUGUGCAGACGCCACCAGAGCAGAACAAGCCUCCCUUUGGAUACAUCAAUCAGCAAGCGAGCAGGAGCAUAGAAGAACCACCUCCACUUCCGUACCGGAGCGACGCUAAUCUUAGUAGUAUCGGCACACCCCAAUCACGACAUCAAUCGACGGGUAGCACUGGUUAUGGAAGCUCCGAUUCUGUGCCGACGAUCAACAACAAUAUGCAAUUCAAUCAACAGGCCUACAAUCAAAACGCGCAGUUCAACUCCUUGCCUGAAUUCACACCAGAUUUGACGGUGCCAGGUUGGACAGCACCAAUGCCAGCACCAGUGACCUUUGCAUCGGCGCCAGCACCGGCUCCAGGUGUUCCCAUGCAACCGAUGUAUCCUUACAAUAGCAGUCCGGCAUUCGACCCAGUGGCAGCGGGAUACCCUCCUUACGGCAAUUUCGACAGCAAUAUGGGCGACCAGCAGCAGCAGCAGCAGCAGUACGUGCCACAGUACUGGGACAUGGACUCGGGCGCCUUCGGCGAAGGUCUCACACAAAUGCAACAAGAAGAGUUGAUGCACUCACUGGAGACGGACGGCAUGGAGGACAUUCAGAGUAUGAUCUCGCACACAUUGGCUGCGAUCACGCCCAAAACUGCACAGCAGCCACAAUUUUGA